GCCCGGGAGUGGGUGUCACCUGCCGAAACAACUUGUUGAUUCCCAGGAGCGUUGUUGGCUCUGAGUGUGGCUCACCUGUCUCGGGAGCGCUGGGACGCUCGCCCACCACUGCUCAGCCAUGAGCAAGUUGGGCAAGUUCUUCAAAGGGUCUCGCUCCUCUCGGGCCCGCGCGGCUCCCAGCGCUCAGGAGGCCCUGGCUCGACUCCGGGAGACCGAGGAGAUGCUGGCCAAGAAGCAGGAGUACCUGGAGAACCGAAUCCAAAGGGAGCUUGCCCUAGCCAAGAAGCACGGCUCCCAGAACAAGCGAGCUGCCUUGCAGGCACUGAAAAGAAAGAAGAGAUUUGAGAAGCAGCUCACACAGAUUGACGGCACCCUUUCCACCAUUGAGUUCCAGCGGGAGGCGCUAGAGAACUCACACACCAACACUGAGGUCUUACGGAACAUGGGCUUCGCAGCCAAGGCCAUGAAAGCUGUUCAUGAAAACAUGGAUCUCAACAAAAUCGAUGACUUGAUGCAAGACAUCACAGAGCAGCAGGACAUCGCCCAGGAAAUCUCAGAAGCGUUUUCUCAAAGAGUUCAGUUUGCCGAUGGCUUCGAUGAGGAUGAGCUUCUGGCGGAGCUCGAGGAACUGGAGCAGGAAGAAUUAAAUAAGAAGAUGACAAGCAUGAAGCUCCCAAAUGUGCCUUCCUCGUCCUUCCCAGCACAGCCCAGCAGGAAGGCCGGCGUGCCUCCCUCUGUGCACCGCUCUCGAGCAGCAUCUUCCAGGAGGGCGGAGGAAGAUGAUGACUUCAAGCAGCUGGCAGCCUGGGCCACUUAAGCUACAAUGGAAAAAAAAAUUGACACCUAAAUUAUUGGACUACACAUAAGACGUAAAUGCUUUGCGAAGCUUAGAAAUUAGCAGAGACCUGUUUUACAUGGAUUGUUGCCUUUUAAAUAACAGUUAAGGUAUAGUCAGGGUUGCAAAGGGGCCCAGUAUCAUUGGAGGAGAGCUUUCCAGACUGCUGGACUCACGGACCUGCUCUAUUUACUACUGUGUUUCUAGUCCCGGUAUAUAGUUGAUUUUUUUUUUGUAUGUAUGUAUUGAAAACAACUCUUCUGACAUUUAAAACACAUUCCAGUUUAUAAGCCUUCCUGAGGAAUACCUAGGAUAACUGGGGGUGCGGGGCGGGGGGAUGUCUAUGCAAAUACAAGGCAGCUGUGUGCAUCCUGGUCACCCACAGCAAAAAUAAACACGCUACUAGAACAGACUUGUUCUAGUGAGUCUGUAUAGUUUCAGUUGAGUUUCACAGCUGAAAAUCUUCAGGGAGCUUUACUUUAAUUGACGUUUAGUACGCUGAUUGAGCUUUGAGGGGGGCAAUGGAAGGCUCUCCCCAAAUAUCUGAAAGCAGUUACAGCUUCGUGUGCUGGUCAGGCGUCUCCCGGGUGUGAAACAGGAAGCAGAGUGAACACUCGUAGGCUGUUGCCAGCACUGUUCAUUCUCUGCUGUUUUGUGUUCUCUUGCCCUUUCAACAAGAACAAACAUUUCACAGCGUGCACUUUGUAAAUAUAUUAAAAUACUGGCAAUUAAAAAAUGUAUCUCAAGUAAAAA
Molecule: messenger RNA, 1588 nt
Organism: Rattus rattus (black rat)
Lineage: Eukaryota; Metazoa; Chordata; Mammalia; Rodentia; Muridae
Gene: Chmp4c
Product: charged multivesicular body protein 4C
Exons: 5
Coding region: 119-817 (232 amino acids)
Biological process (GO): vesicle budding from membrane; late endosome to vacuole transport via multivesicular body sorting pathway
Cellular component (GO): multivesicular body; ESCRT III complex; cytoplasmic side of plasma membrane
Source: RefSeq, a predicted model, not a curated record